GUUGAUUCCAAUUGACGAGCAAGCCGAGAGUUUCUUGUUAAAAAAUUACAUUCCAAACGAAAAAUUAACAAUUUUAACCUUCAUUUUUUACUCAAAACUGUCCCGUACUUUGAAAUAAUUUAAAAAAUGCCUGGUCCUCGCAAUCCCGACGCUUCCCAAGAACGCAAGGAAUCCAUGAAGAAGCGAACUCUCUCCUCGAGAGCUGGUCUUCAAUUUCCCGUUGGUCGCGUACAUCGCAAACUCAAGCAAGGCAACUACGGAGAACGGAUUUCGGUCGGAGCUGCUGUCUAUCUCGCUGGCAUUAUGGAGUAUUUGAGCGCUGAGGUCCUCGAAUUGGCAGGAAAUGCCGCGCGUGACAACAAAAAAGCCAGAAUUGUUCCUCGUCACAUCACACUUGCCGUUAAAAAUGACGACGAAUUGAAUACUUUCCUCGGCGGCGUCACAAUUUCCGAAGGCGGCGUCAUUCCAAACAUCGAGAAAGUUCUUUUACCUGUAAAAACCACGAAAAAUCAGAGUGACAAGGAAAAUAUGUCGCGCAACAACAUCCAAAGCCAAGAUUAUUAAAAAUAUUUGACGGAACAUUGACGAAAAAAAAUAGAUUUUAAGAUUUUUUUUUAUAUUGCUUGUAUUUUGAUAAAAAAUUUUACUAAAAAAAUAACAUUUUAUGUAAACUUA
Culicoides brevitarsis is the source of this 675-nucleotide messenger RNA. Its product is annotated as histone H2A, sperm-like. Gene Ontology annotation, molecular function: DNA binding; protein heterodimerization activity; structural constituent of chromatin. Lineage: Eukaryota; Metazoa; Arthropoda; Insecta; Diptera; Ceratopogonidae. Gene Ontology annotation, cellular component: nucleosome; chromatin. The transcript has 2 exons. Gene Ontology annotation, biological process: heterochromatin formation. The record is from RefSeq and is a predicted model, not a curated record. Bases 127 to 564 code for a protein of 145 amino acids.